AUGGCCACCGUCCUGGUAGCCGCAUCGCCCGCCGGUGUCAGAGAGAGCGUGUAUCGUCGAACAAGGACCCUGCCGUGGUGCAGGACUGGAAUGGAUGAACAAGAUACAGAAUCGCGUUCAUGUUGUUAUGGCACGCGGGAGCAGGAGGCUGGCCCUUAUAGUCCAGCCGAUUGGCCCUGUAGCCUCUACACCGCCAGACCCCAACUAUGCAAGAACAACAAGCCUGAGCUACGGCACCUACCCCAAUCCACCCCCAACAGACAUGUCUAUCUAAAGGCAACUGCGCUGGUCGCAACUCUCCUCAAACAACUAGCUGCCCUUCCACAGCCCUACGGCACACCUCCCCUCCCACAUGCGUCCCAAGAUCAGCAUCCAUUCUUGCGGGACUUGUCUGAUCCCUUGGCCACGGCCCAUUCCUUUGCCGAUUCUACCUCGGUAGAUCACACUACCGUCUCCUACUCGACUCAUACGUCACCUUCCUCGGUCGACAUGGAUUUCAAGAUUGAUUUUGGUGACACGACCGGUGUCCAAUCCCGCGGCAAGAAAGCCGCCAAACAGGCCGCCAAAAAGGCCCAGCAGGCCAAGUGGGCGGAAUCCGAUAAUGAAGGAAAUGGAAACACCGCUGGCGACGGCGGCGACGGCGGUGGCGACGGCAAUGGCGGAGGAGACAACGGGUCUGGUGCGGGCGGAGAUGGCAAUGGUGACGGCGGCAAUAAUGGAGGAGGCGACGAGGAUGACUGGGCCUUUGGUGGCGGCAAGAAGAACAAGAAAAAGACCGCCAAACAGAAACAAGAGGACGAAGAGCAGAAGCGGAAAGAGGAGGAGGAGGCUGCCAAUGCAGCCAAUAACUUGAGCUGGGCAGAUGAGACCAAUGAUGCCGCUGGCGGCGACGACUGGACCACAGGUUUCGGCACAAAAAAGGAUAAGAAGAAGAAAGGUAAAAAGGGCCUCGACGAUUUCCCCGCGGAUCCUCCAGCAUCGACGGCAUUUCAGGAGAUCAGUCUCGAUGAUUCAGCUCCAAAGCUCGAAUUCAGUUUCGGUGGUGUGGACAGCAAGAAAGAUACAGGUGGAUUCAGUGCGUGGGGCAAGACCUGGGAUUUCGGUUCUCUUGAUAAUGGCACUACUGACAAAGCAGAUUCUAAAGACUCCAAAAAAGAUUCCAAAACAGCGACUAAUGAUUUUGGUGACAACAACCCUUGGUCAGGCGGAGGCAAAGCCAAAAAGAAGACCACCGCAUACGGCACUAAUUUCGACUUUGACGAUUUCAAUGCCGAAGAACCUUCUCUCAAUUUCGAUGGUGACAUUGGCCAACCCAAAGCUGCUGCCGAUGAUGCCUGGGGAUUUGCAUCUUCCGGCAAGAAGGACAAGAAGAAGAAGGACGAGGUGCCUGAGAAGGAAGACUCAACAUGGGGAGCUUGGGGCGCCAAAACGAAGAAGAAGACGGGCUUCUUCGGGGAAGAUCCUGAAGUGCCCCCGCCACCUCCUGCCGCACCAGAGCCUGCCAGUGCGAUUGAUAACUCUUUCGAUUGGGGAUUCGGCAAAAAGGACAAAAAGUCGAACAAGGGCCUGAUCAGUGAAGUUCCAGAGAUGGAUGAAUUCCUGGCAGCACCCGAUCCGCCUGCCCAGGCAGACAAAGCUGACGGCGGUGAUGACUGGAUGUCUGGGGCGUGGGGAAAGAAGACCACCACAAAGAAAGGCAAAAAGGGUAUCGAGGAUCUUUCGUCCUCCAUGGAUCUCGGAUUUGCAGGAGAUUCCAAACCAACCGCAGAAGCAGCCCCAGCAGAGGAUGAUACUUGGGGUGGCUUCAGCACGGCAAAGGGCAAGAAAACCACAAAGACGAAAAAGGGUUCAUUCUUUGACGACCCAAUUCCCGAGGCACCGGUGGCUCCUGAUCCACCUCCUGCGAAUGGCGAUAUAUGGAGUACUUUCGACAAGAAAGACAAGAAGGGAAAGAAAGGCAUGUUCGCAAGCCCUGAGCCUUCGAUUCCAGAUCCCGCCUUUGAUGCUCAAGAUGACUUUGACCCUGUCAAAGAACAACAAAAGGAACCUGGCAUGACUUACGACGCCUACAUGGCACUUUCGUUGAAAGACAGGAAAAAGAAGGAGAAGGAAUUUCUCAAAAAGGGCAUACCUAUCCCCAAGGAGCCCGAGCCCGAGCCCGAACCCGAACCUGAACUUUACGAAGAACCAAAGGAAGUGGCAAUGAGCUACAGCGAUUGGAUGUGUCUGACAAGCAAGGAACGAAAGAAGAAGGAAAAGGAAUACAAAGAAAAGGGCAUCCCGAUUCCAACGGAAGAGCUCUUCCUCGAAGAGGAACCGCAGGAACAACAGGAGCAGGCCAUGAGCUACGGUGACUGGAUGUCUCUCACAACCAAGGAACGACGCAAGAAAGAGAGAGAAUACAAUGAGAAAGGCAUACCGAUUCCAACUGAAGACACGUUGAUUGAGGAAGCACCUCUAGAACCACAGGAGCAGGCCAUGAGCUACAGUGACUGGAUGCUACUAACAACCAAAGAACGCCGCAAGAAGGAGAAGGAGUACAAUGAAAAGGGUAUCCCGAUUCCAACAGAAGAUGCAUUCAUCAUUGAAGAAGAACCUCCAAAGGAGAAGGGGAUGAGCUACGUCGAAUGGAUUUCCUUGUCCACCAAGGAACGAAGGAAGAAGGAGAAGGAAUAUGCAGAAAAGGGAAUUCCGAUCCCAGAACCAGAGCCUGAACCCGAGCCUGAGCCCGAGAUACCUGCAGAGGAGCCUGGACCAAAAGGAAUGAGUUACGACGAGUAUAUGGCUUUAUCGCUCCGUGACCGCAAGAGAAUAGACAAGGAAUACAAAGCCAAGGGGAUUCCCAUCCCCACGGAACCUGAGCCCGAAUAUGAACCGGAACCUGAGCAGCCAUUUGAAGAGCCCAAACUUGAAGGUAUGCCCUAUUCUGAGUGGAUUGCGUUGUCAUCCAAGGAGAGAAAGAAAAAGGAGAAGGAGUAUAUGAGUUUGGGCAUUGCAAUACCCACUAAGCCAGAACCUGAGCCUGAGCCGAUCAUUGAGGAGCCUCAAGAACCACAAGGCAUGCCUUACUCUGAAUGGAUUGCACUGUCAUCAAAAGAGAGGAAGAAAAAGGAGAAGGAGUAUGCUGCCCAAGGCAUUCCGAUCCCUACAGAACCAGAACCGGAGCCGAUCAUUGAGGAGCCUCAAGAACCACAAGGUAUGCCAUACCCUGAAUGGAUUGCAUUGUCAUCAAAAGAAAGGAAGAAGAAGGAGAAGGAGUAUGCUGCCCAAGGUAUUCCGAUCCCUACAGAACCGGAGCCGGAGCCAGAGCCAGAGCCUAUAGUCGAAGACUCUGGACCAAAAGGCAUGUCUUAUGCUGAGUGGAUCGCACUGACACCAAAGGAGAAGAGAAAGAAGGAGAAGGAGUAUAUCGCCCAAGGUAUUCCUAUUCCCACUGAACCGGAGCCAGAGCCGGAGCCUGCUUGGGAAGAAUCCGCACCUCAAGGCAUGAGCUAUGAGGAGUGGAUGGGCCUGUCGACAAAAGAGAGGAGGAAAAAAGAGAAGGAGUACAUUGCACUAAAUAUCCCGAUUCCUACUCCUGCGCCUGAACCUGAGCCUGAGCCUGAAAUCCUCCCUGAAGAGCCAAAGGACGAGGGUAUGAGUUGGGACGCCUGGAAUCUACUCUCACUAAGGGAUAGGAAAAGGACAGAAAAAGAGUACAAGCUUAAAGGUAUACCAAUUCCCACAGAACCGGAGUAUAAGCCUGAACCUGUACCGGAAGUCGUUGAGAAGCCAAAGCAGGAAGGAAUGACGUAUACAGAGUGGAUGGCUCUUACACCGAAGGACAGGAAAAAGAAGGAAAAGGAAUAUCAGAAAGCUGGCAUUCCAAUUCCUACUGAAGAAGAAGUUGUUCCAGACCCUGUACCUGAGGUGAAAGAAGAUACCUGGGGCUCUUGGGGAGGUUCGGGCAAGGACAAAAAGGAGACCAAGAAGAAAGGCUCAAGUUUUCUGGAUUUCGGCAAUGAGCCAGCUGCAAAUGAGCCUGAAGAUCAAGGUGGCGAUAGUUGGUCACCUUGGGGUGCCAAAAAGACAACCACCAAGAAGAAAGGAUUCAUGGAUUCGAUUGACGAGCCCUCGGACACGACAUUGGCAGCCAAAGAGGUGGACACAUGGGCAGGUAUAGGACUUUCUGCAAAAGACAAGAAAAAGAAGGACAAGGAUACCAAGACCAACAGUUUCCUGGACAGUUAUGAUGACCCUGCUCCAGCAGAGACUGAAGCUUCUAACAAUUGGAGCUUUGGUCUCGGAUCCAAAGACAAGAAGAAGGACAGUACCAAGAGCGGGUUCUUGGACAUGGAUGAUCCAGUUGGAGGUACCUCUACCAAUGACGGCUGGGGAAGUUGGGGUGGCGCAAGCACAUCCAAAGACAAGAAAGCGAAAGACCUAGCCACCACCAAGAAGAAGGGUUUCAUGAGUUUUGACGAUCCAGAACCCGUACCUGAGCCAAUUGCAGAACUGGUCGAAGAGAAUGCGGAUGAAGGUUGGAGUCCUUGGGGCGGAACUUCUUCAGACAAGAAAAAGAAGGAUGCAAAAACUACGAAGAGCGCUACGGACACCAAAACUUCCAAGACAGAGGAUCUCUGGGGAUCCAUCGGCAGCAAAGACAAGAAGGGCUUAUCCAAAACCAAAUCAAAGGCAGAGCCACCUCCACCAGUUCCUACACCACCCGCCCAGGGACUUUCACCAGUACCAGACCCCAUGGACUUUGGAGACAAUGAUUUUGGUGGUGAUACUUGGGCGCCGCUGACUGCCACAAAAAGCAAAGCCUCCAAAAGCAGCGAGGGUUCGAAGACAUUGACUGCAAAAGAUAAGCUCAAGAAGAGCAAAGUCGCCGAUGCUUUCGCCGCCUUUGAAGAUCCACCUGUUGUGGAAGAGCCAGCAGUCACAAAGAAGAGUAUGUGGGGUUUUGGUGCAGCUGCGGCCGCCGCGACUGUCACAGGUAUCAAGUUGACCAAAAAAGAGAAGGAGGCAAAGGCAAAGAAAGAAGCAGAAGAAGAGGCACAGCGAGAGGAAGAAGAGCGACUCGCAAAAGAGGCCGAAGAGGCCGAGGCAGAAGCUGCUCGAUUGGCUGAGGAAGAGGCUGCUGCGAAGAAAUCCAAGAAAACCAGCAAGUUGACAAAGACGAGCAGCAAGCCUGCCAAAGCCGCCGAGCCCGAUCUGCUGGACAUGCUGGAUGAGUCCGGGCCAGCCUCGAAAAGUUCCAAGCUUAAAAAGUCGACUCCGGGCAAGGAGGAUGACAAGAAGGCCGACGACUACUUUGGAAUCUGGGGAAGCGGGUCAAACAAGAAGACAGCUGGCAAGAAGGAGAUAGACUCCAAAAAGGAAAUUACCAAACAGGGGUGGGCCAAUCAAGACGAGCCGCUAGCAGAGCUCAACGAUGACUUUGAUCUUGGACUCGAUCUUGACAAGCCAACCAUUUCGUCAAAGACAUCAAAAGGCAUGACCGCUGGAAAGUCCAAGAUCGGUGGUUCAAUUGCAGACCGCAUCAAAGCAUUGGAAACUUCUAAAGAAGGGACCGGAAAGAAGUCGAAGUCAGAAUCGCCACUUACUAAAGAUUCGCCUCCGCCAGAAGAGACGCUAUCGCCCAAAGAGGAAAAGCAGCGCGCGGAGAAGGCGUCAGCCUCGACCUCAGCCUCCAAGACCAAGACAACAACUUCAUCCAAGUUGACCAAGAAGCCCGGCAACGCGUCUCUCAUCACAGAAGAACGUAAAUCAAAAGAUACUGUACCUGGCAGCUUCCCCGGCGCAUUUGGCGACGACUAUCUCGACGAGAUUAAUGCAACUGACCCUUCUAUGCCUCCAUCCCCAGAAAAAGUCAAAUCAAAGGCAAAGGCUGCAGACAAGAAAGGUGUCAAAUCCAAGACAACAACACCAAAAGCAUCGGCAGCGAGAGAUCUGGAUCUUUUGGACGACGAACCCGAAGUUUCCAAACUCCCCACGCCUCCACCAGAGGAAAAGAAAUCCGCCAAGAAGGAACGUCCCAGAGUCGAAAGGUCAGCAACAUCAUCCUGGGGCUUUUGGGGUGCUGCUCCUCCACCCAAAAAGUCAUCCAAGGAGAAAUCGAAAGAAGACGACGAAUCCCCACCAACAAGCAAAAAGGCCAAGUCACCCCCACCAAUGAUUCGAUCAAAGUCAACCAAGACACCAAAAGAAAAGGAACGUGAUGAUAAGAAGGAUUCCGAAAAAUUGUCCAAGUCUUCUGGCUCCGAUCAAGACCGCAAACCAAAAGCUACUGAGCGGCCAAAGGCGAACCGGGGCACGAGCUUUUCGAAUUUCAUGUUUGGUGGCCCUCCUCCUUCCGCCAUGCGCGCAUCAACUUCAAAGCGACCCGGCAGUGCAGCAAGCUCUCGUCCUUCGUCGAGAAGUCGAGCGGAAGAUGGUUUGGUUUCACCACCCCCAGAGGAUGAGAGCCCAAUCAAUUCCAAGGCAGCCAAGCUCAUGGGCAUGAAGUCUGGAAAAAUGGAGCGGAGGACAUCAGUCAAGUCAAAGUCCAAAGGUCCACCUGAUCCGUACCCCAUCGAUGAUGAUGAUAUGGUGAUGAUUCACACUCAUGAUGACCAACAAGAAGAUGGGCCGGUCAAGGGGAAGUCCAAGACUAAAGCUUCCAAAUCUAAAAAAGAGGUAGGUGGAAAGUCCUCCUCGAAGCUUCCUGGACAUAUCGUUCGUCCAUCAUGGUCGCCGGAUUUCGUGAAGGUGGAGCGUGCUGACGGAAGAAUUUCAUAUACACAGAUUAAAUCAUCGACCAGGCAUGUUUCAAACGACCACGAUGUUGUCAUGGUUGACCACGGUGAUCCGCUUGUCACCAGCGGGCCUGAUGACCUUGCCUUUGUGGACCAUCCUCCAGCUCUCAAGAGAAGCAACACAGCUCCUCGAAAAUCGACUGGCUUUUUUGGUAGCUUUUUUGGUGGUGGCAAAGUCGUUGAUCCUGAACCUAGACCACGGAGCCAAACAUUGACGGAUGCUGAAGAUCAUCAGAGUCUUCCUAUUCGCAGUAAAGAUCGAUCCAAGCGACGAUCUCGAGCAGUGGAUGGUGAUGGGUUUACUACAGAUGCACCUGCUGAAACUGAUGCUGAUGUUGAAGCACGACGUGUUGAACGAAGAGCGAAGCGAGAAGAACGUGAUCAGGUGGAAGAAGCCGGACGAGCGGAACGAGAGCAAAGACGGCGUGAGAGACGAGAACGCGAGAAGGCCGAUUUGGAAGCUCACCAACGCAAAGCACGUGAACGAGCUCGAAAAGAGCAAGAAGCCGAAGACCAGCGACGAGAAGAAAAACGAGCCCGUCGACUAGCAAAAGAAGCUCGUAUUCAACAAGAAGAGCUCGAGAUUAGCCAGGAAGCAGAGAGGAAACGUGAAGAACGGAGACGUCUCCGCGCUCAACUUGAAGCAGAGCAGGGAGCCAAGCACGAAGCGUCAAAAGAAGAUCGCCGACGCACAUAUGAUGAGGAGGAAGAUGAGAGGCGAAGGAAGCGCGAACACAAAUCAAGAGAUAAAGAUCGUGCCCGCUCUAGUCGUCAUCGCCCAAGUGCUCUCGCCGAAGAGUACGACAAGAGUCGCAAUGGCGGUAAGGGAACCCCACCACCCGCCAACAAGACAAGCUCCUGGAUCAAUUCCCAAGCCGACGAGCCACCCGAGCUUCCACCCGUUGCCGAGACAAUCCUGGAUCCCAGCGGCGAGAAACCCCGCGCCGUUGCCGACGACGAGUAUGAUCACAAACGCCGAAGUCGCAGGCGCGACAAAUACGGCGGAAUGACCGAUGCUGAGAUUGAAGAGCACCGGGCACACAGGAAGAGCUCCAGGCGUGCAGAGGGCAAGAGUCACAGCGGUGGCAGUGACGAACGUGCCGAUCGAGAUCCAGACCGCAGAGAGCGUCGAAGACAUCGUGACCGAGACCCUGCUGAUGAACGUGGCUCUGGUGGUGCUGGCGGGUAUGGCUAUGAUGAAGCCCCUGUCAGGACUUUCGACGGUCGGCCCACGAUCGGCAGAAACGAUAGUAAGCGGCGCAGCUUUCUUGGGGGUCUCUUUUGA
This is a messenger RNA of Exophiala bonariae, 8064 nucleotides long. RefSeq lists its product as uncharacterized. The record is from RefSeq and is a predicted model, not a curated record. NCBI's taxonomy places the organism in Eukaryota, Fungi, Ascomycota, Eurotiomycetes, Chaetothyriales, Herpotrichiellaceae. Bases 1 to 8064 code for a protein of 2687 amino acids. The transcript has 4 exons.